Botrytis porri is the source of this 228-nucleotide messenger RNA. RefSeq lists its product as uncharacterized. The transcript has a single exon. The coding region runs from base 1 to 228 and encodes 75 amino acids. NCBI's taxonomy places the organism in Eukaryota, Fungi, Ascomycota, Leotiomycetes, Helotiales, Sclerotiniaceae. The record is from RefSeq and is a predicted model, not a curated record.
AUGUCCUCUCAUAUCAGUCAUCACUCGAGUCUUCUCACACGUCGUUGCAAAGUCUUCCUUCGCUUGCUAGAUGCAGAGAAACCGCCUGAGUGUACAAGUGCGAUCAAACCCAUAAAGCCUUUUCUUACAAUUGUGAUAUCUUUACCGCCGUUUCAAACUUUUGCGGGGUUUGCAAGUUUUGCGAGUUUUGCAUUCAGCUGCAGCGUUCGAAGUUUGGUGAAAGGUUGA